Molecule: messenger RNA, 2160 nt
Organism: Zymoseptoria tritici IPO323
Lineage: Eukaryota; Fungi; Ascomycota; Dothideomycetes; Mycosphaerellales; Mycosphaerellaceae
Exons: 5
Coding region: 40-2160 (706 amino acids)
Biological process (GO): proteolysis
Cellular component (GO): cytoplasm
Molecular function (GO): dipeptidyl-peptidase activity; metalloexopeptidase activity
Source: RefSeq, a predicted model, not a curated record
AGCACUCUCGAAAUCGCUGCCUUCUCUCAUUCUGCCAACAUGCUCGAAAAUACCAUGGACGAGACGACACUGAAGCAAUACCUGGCGGACGACCCUCCGACCUGUGCUCCUCUCGCAAUUCGCCCCCACUUUGAGGCUCUCAAUCAACAGGAGCGGCUCUAUGCUCACUACAUCUCCCGAGCAGCGUUUGCAGGCACGAGAGUCAACCUCCGCCAAGUUUCUCCAGAGUCCGAAGAGAUCUACGACUUUAUCCUUGCGUUGCACUCUGCUUCCAAUGGCGACUGGAAGAAGCUUCAAUCCCAAGCUGGAAUCUCCGAUGAAGACCUGCAACAUUUUCUAAACUAUGCUGCCCAGUUCCUCGGAAACACAGGCAACUACAAGUCAUUUGGUGACUCGAAGUUCAUACCGCGAGUCCCGUCUGCCAGUGUCGCCGCGCUUGCCAAAGUGUCGCCCGAAGCUGAGAAGAUGUGGGGCUCAAUCCAAGAUGCCGUCUACGAUACCAGUUCCAUCGCCAAAUUGCACUUGGGAUAUCCAGAGGACGGUGCUGUAAGCACAUACUACCCGGAUUCCCCUGGCAUCACCACUGCGGAGAUCACAUAUGUUUCCGACUUCCUGAAAGACAAGGGCCUACUCCCAGAAAACACACGUCUCCGCAAAACCUCCUCCGGGGACUUUGAACUUCUCAUUGCCUCUGCAGUCACGAGUCCGGCAAUUCGGGACCUCAAAGAAUCAGAAUGGACACUGGAGGACCCCGUCAAGGGUAAAAAGCUCCGUCUCGUCUAUGGCGACCAUGCCAAGGAGAUGACCACCAUUUCGACGAAUAUCGACGAAGCGAAGAAGCAUGCCCUCAACCCCGUCGAAGCCUCGAUGCACGCCGACUACCUCAAGUCCUUCCAUGAUGGUAGCAUGCUCGCCCACGUCGAAUCACAGAGGCACUGGAUCAAAGACAAGGGUCCCAUGGUCGAGUGCAAUAUCGGCUUCAUUGAAACGUACAGAGAUCCUCAUGGACAAAAAGGUGAAUGGGAGGGCUUCGCAGCGAUGGUCAACAAGGAACGGACGAAGGCCUUCUCCAGAUUGGUAGAAUCAGCCCCCAGCCAGAUCCCAAAGUUACCCUGGGAUGCGAAUUUCGAGAAGGACAAGUUCUUGUCGCCAGACUUUACUUCGUUGGAGGUGCUGAGCUUCGCUGGUAGCGGCAUUCCGGCGGGAAUUAACAUUCCCAACCAUGACGCUGUGAGACAAAACGACGGCUUCAAGAACGUGUCACUGGGUAACGUGCUAUCGGCUGCUGCUCCGAAGGAGCCCACCCCAUUCAUCAGCACGGAAGACCAGGCGGUCUACGACAAAUACAAGAAUGAGGCAUUUGAGGUCCAAGUCGGUCUGCAUGAGCUGCUCGGCCAUGGAUGCGGCAUGCUCUUGCAGGAGACCGAGCCUGGUGUCUACAACUUCGACGUCAAGAGCCCGCCGAAGAGCCCCCUCGACGGCAAGCCGAUUAGCUCAUGGUACAAGCCUGGCGAGACGUGGGGAACCGUCUUUGGAGGAUUAGGCCCGUCGAUGGAAGAGUGUCGAGCAGAGUGCGUCGCCAUGAGUCUGUGCCCCGACUAUGGUAUUCUGGAGAUCUUCGGCUUCGGAAACGGCAAGGAGGACCUCCAUGGCGUGGCCGGCGACGUGCUCUACGUCUGCUACCUCCAAAUGGCGCGUGCUGGGAUCGCGGCAUUACAGUUCUGGGACCCCAACAGCCGGAAACAUGGCCAAGCGCAUAUGAAAGCUCGGUUCGCGAUCCUCAAUGUGUUCCUGUCUGCAGGCCCCGAGUUCUGCAAGCUUGAUUAUUCAAAGGACGAUCUCUCGGACCUUGUCAUCCGACUCGACCGCACCAAGAUCGAAUCUCACGGUAGAAAAGCCGUGAAUGCUUUCCUGCAGAAGCUCCAGAUCUACAAAGCUACUGCGGAUGUCAAAGCCGGCACUGAGCUAUACGAGGGUAUCACGACGGUCAAUGAGUGGUAUGCGGAGAAGCUGCGUCCGGAGGUGCUAAGACAGGCGAAACCGCGAAAGGUGUUCGUGCAGGCGAACACUUUCAAGGAUGGGGAUGAUGUCGUGUUGAGGGAAUAUGAGGCCACGCCAGAGGGCAUGAUCCAGAGCUUCGUGGAGAGGGGUUACAUCUGA